Molecule: messenger RNA, 2154 nt
Organism: Capra hircus (goat)
Lineage: Eukaryota; Metazoa; Chordata; Mammalia; Artiodactyla; Bovidae
Product: multidrug resistance-associated protein 4-like
Biological process (GO): transmembrane transport
Cellular component (GO): plasma membrane
Molecular function (GO): ABC-type transporter activity; ATP hydrolysis activity; ATP binding
Source: RefSeq, a predicted model, not a curated record
AUGGGUUCUGCUACCCACAGAAGGUGUAUUCAUCAGGCCUUAAAGGAGAAGAUCACAGUCUUAGUGACUCAUCAGUUGCAGUACCUAAAAGAUGCAAGUCAGAUUCUGAUACUGAGAGAUGGCAAAAUGGUGAAAAGAGGAAUUUAUUCUGAGUUCCUGAAAUCUGGGGUAGAUAUUUUUUCCUUUUUUGAGAAGGAGAAGGAGCCGUCUGAACCAUCUCCAGUUCCCAGAACUCCCACUGUGAUCUCUGAGUCUUUGGUUCAGUCUCUCCAAUUUCCCAGACCCUCGUUGAAAGAUGCGGCUCCAGAGGACCAAGAAACUGAGAACAUACAAGUUGCACUACCUCUAGAGGACCAUUUGGAAGGAAAAGUUGGUUUUAAGACUUAUGAGAAUUACUUCACAGCUGGUGCUGACUGGCCUGUCAUCAUCUUCCUUAUUCUAGUAAACAUCGCAGCUCAGGUUGCCUACGUCCUGCAGGAUUGGUGGCUUGCAUUCUGGGCAAAUGUACAAAAUGAUCUGUAUUUUGGGAGAUAUGUAAAAGAACAUGAAGAUGUAGUGUUCGUUCUGAACUGGUACCUAGGAGUUUAUUCAGGGUUAACUGUGUCUACUGUCCUUUUUGGCAUCACACGGUCUCUGUUGAUAUUCUACAUCCUUAUUAAUUCUUCACGAACUUUGCACAACAAAAUGUUGGAGACCAUUUUAAGAGCUCCUGUAUUGUUCUUCAAUAGAAAUCCAAUAGGAAGAAUUUUAAAUCGUUUCUUCAAAGACAUUGGGCAUAUGGAUGACUUGUUGCCACUGAUAUUUCAAGAUUUCAUCCAGACAUUUCUACUUGUGAUUGGUGUGGUGGGCGUGAUGGUGGCUGCAGUUCCUUGGACUGCUAUACCUGUGAUUCCCCUUGGCAUCAUUUUCUUUUUUCUUCGGCGGUAUUUCUUAGAGACAUCACGAGAUGUGAAACGCCUGGAAUGUACAACAUGGAGCCCAGUAUUUUCCCACUUAUCAUCUUCUCUCUGGGGACUCUGGACCAUCCGGGCAUACAAAGCUGAACACAAGUUUCAGAAACUGUUUGACGCACACCAGGAUUUGCACUCAGAGGCCUGGUUCCUGCUUUUGACGAUGUCCCGAUGGCUCGCUGUGUAUCUGGAUGUCAUCUGUGCCAUAUUUGUCACUGUUGUUGCCUUUGGGGCCCUGAUCCUGGUAGAAUCUUUGGAUGCUGGGCAUGUUGGCCUGGUGCUAUCGCUCACCAUCACACUUACCAGUAUGUUCCAGUGGUGCAUCAGGCAAAGUGUGGAAGUUGAGAACAUGAUGGUUUCAGUAGAAAGGGUGAUUGAAUACACAGACCUUGAGAAAGAAGCACCCUGGAAACUUGAGUAUCGUCCACCUCCAUCCUGGCCCAACAAGGGAAUGAUUUCCUUUAACUAUGUGAACUUCAGGCAUAACUCGGACGGGCGUCUGGUAUUGAAGAACAUGUAUCCAGACUUUCACCCAAGACAAAAGUAUGGCAUCGUGGGAAGAACAGGAGCUGGAAAAAGUUCACUCAUUGCUGCCCUUUUUAGAUUGUCAGAACCCGAAGGUGACAUUUAUAUUGAUGACAUCUUGACAACCAGUAUUGGACUGCAUGAUUUAAGGAAGAAAAUGUCAGUUGCACUUCAGGAACCUGUUUCAUUCACUGGAACGAUGCGGAAAAAUCUGGAUCCCUUUAAUGAGCAUACAGAUAAUGAACUGUGGAAUGCCUUAGAAGAGGUACAACUUAAAGAAUCCAUUGAAGGUCUUCCUGCUAAAAUGAAUACUGAAUUAGCAGAAUCUGGCUUGAACUUGAGUGUCGGUCAGAAACAACUGGUCUGCCUUGCCAGGGCUCUUCUCAGGAAGAAUCAGAUAUUGAUUCUUGACAAAGCCACAUCAUAUGUGGAUCCAAUAACUGAUGAGUUAAUACAAAAAAAAAUUCGUGAGAGAUUUGCCCAGUGCACUGUGCUGACCAUUUCACACAGGUUGAGCACCAUUAUUGACUCUGAUUGGAUAAUGGUUUUUGAUUCAGUGAAAUGGAAAGAAUAUAAUCGGCCAAAUAGUUUGCUGCAAGAUAGAAACAGCCUAUUUUAUAAGAUGGUGCAAGAACUGGGCGAGGAAGAGGCUGCUGUCCUUGCUAAAAGGGCCAAAUAG